This is a messenger RNA of Brassica rapa (field mustard), 5269 nucleotides long. Its product is annotated as endoglucanase 14. NCBI's taxonomy places the organism in Eukaryota, Viridiplantae, Streptophyta, Magnoliopsida, Brassicales, Brassicaceae. The record is from RefSeq and is a predicted model, not a curated record. Gene Ontology annotation, biological process: carbohydrate metabolic process. Gene Ontology annotation, molecular function: hydrolase activity, hydrolyzing O-glycosyl compounds.
UAAUUUAUUUAUAUAUUUUAGUCAUUAAGGGUAUAAACGUUAUUAACCACUCUAACUUUUAACGUGAGAGCUCGAUUUCAAAAAUUUACUUCGCAAAUAAUAGUAUAGAUCAGUGCAUCUAUAUUUUAGUAUUUGUAUUUUAUCCUUGUUUGAUAAGCCGUAAAGCUAAUGCUUAAAACUUUGUUUGUUUGUUUUUUAUUAAGAAACCAUUUGAUGUAUGGUAACUUCAACCGAUUAUACGAUUGAUGCCACAUCCACAAAAAUUCGUCACUGAAUAAAGUUAGAGAAUGACUUGUGCCCAAGUAAGGUCGUAAAAGUUAGAGAACGAGAGUAUUAAAUAGUGCCCAUAAAUGAUUUCGUUACAGGUACACUCCUCGGAUAUUUCUUUUUCUUCACCACUUUGCAAUUUUCUUACCCACUAUACCUAAAGCCAUCAUCGACAAAAGUUGGUCCAAGUCUCCUACAAGUGGUUUUUAGUCUUUCAAACAAUGGUUUGGUGAACAAUAAUCAUCUCUGUAAGACUAAACGUACACUAUUCUAAUUAAUCAUUUAGGAAUUCUUGUACUUUUGUAAUAAGAUAUACACAGUGUAAUAGCCUUGGGUGAAACACAAAAUAUAGACCAUUUUAUAAAUAUUUUCUAUAUUUUUCUGGGUAAUUUUUUCAAAUCGUAUUUUUAAGUUUUUGUCACAAAAUAGCACUCAAGAAAGAAAAUAACCAAAAUAACCUCUUUUUAUUUUAAAAAUUUUAAUACUUAUUUCUUAUUUGGGUAAAAAUGUAUUAGGACCUAAUUUUGUAACAAAAACUUAAAAAUUGUUAUUCUAGGGAAUUUCUCUUUUUCUUUUUUCUAUUUUUUUUAAUUUGAACUCUAAGACCUGAGAUAAAUAAAAAAAUAUCUCAAAACUAAUGGUAAAAAUAUAGAUUUUUAUUUAUUUUUAAUAAAUAAAUUAAAUUUACUUAAUUGUGAAUUUUUUUGAUAAUUUUUACUGUUUGAAUUGACCUUUAAAACAAAGUACAAAAAAUUAUAGACUCAUGGACUCAUGGUAAAUGUCCAUGUUGCAAUAGAUAAGAGCCGGCUCUGGAUAUACAUUAGAAAUCUCCUAUAGUUCUUGACGGAUAUAUCUCUUAGAUAUAUGUUAUUUUGCAUAAAGUUUAUGAAUUAGUUUUAGGAAAGUUUCUGUCAAUUAUUCACACUUACUAGUUUUGACUUAUGAGUUUAGCUUAUUGGAACCUCUCUUUCAAUUAUCAAUUUAUAACACACCUUAGUCAUCGCUUAGGUUGCCUCCACACGAAAUAGCAGGAAGCAACGUUGUCACUAUUACCAGGAAAGUUGUCUUUUAGGACAAGACAAGGUUUGAUUUUUCUUUGCUUUUCUUGUGUAAAACAUGUAUAUACUUUGAUUUAGCAAACUACUUCUUUGAAGAAUAAAACCAAACAAAAUGGUUUGAUACUAUGAAUAUAUAUACAUAUAUUUUUGUCGACAAAAAAAAACAUAUAUUUGUAUAUGAUUUAUCAACGUAAACUUUAUUUAUAUCUUUGGUUUAGAUUAUGGAUUAUUUUUAAUUAAUUUACAGUUAAUCUAUACACAAUUUAUAGUGAUAACAAAAAAGUUACAGAAGAAUAUUGAAAUUUCAUUUGAGCUCGACUGUGUUUUAUAUUCUUUUUGACAUAUGCAGAAUACUUUGAGUUUUGAUCAUAUGUUAUUUACAUAGUCACCACUUCUUACUCAAUAUUAAUAAUGUUAGGAAGAAACCCAUGAGCUCCAUAAAUGCGAGUGCCAGUGUGUGUGUGAUGUAUUACUAUUUGAGACUUCUCUACUAUUUCUGUGACAACUAUGUUGCUAACUUAUUCUUCACGGAUUCGACAGUGUUUGCACGUGCCAAAUAUGAAAUUCGUACUCACUGAUUACAUUUAAACCUACCAGAAAAUAAAAUCAGGACACGACUCUUUUUUUUUUUUUUUUUUGGUAAAAGACACGACUUUUCUUCAUAUACAAGAACAUGCUGAACAGCAUACAUUGUUGGUUGUUAACUAAGAAAUUAUGAGCUUUAGGUCCAUAAUAUGCUUAUUAAUCAAGGUUUUCAUCUGAACACAUGGCCUAUGCAACCAUUUUUUCUGCAUAUGGUUAUAGAGAUUUUGUGAUUAUGAUUUUCUAUAGCUUUAGGUCUAGUGAUAUAGGUAUUGAAAACUGUCAUCCUCUUUGGCUGCUUACACAUGUUUUCGUAAUUGCAACUUUAAGGAAAACUAAUUAGAGAAUACUUUAAGUCGACAAAAAGAAAAGAAAAACGAAUCAAUAAAAGUCAAAAAAAUAAGUUUAGAAGUCAAAAAGAAAAAAACGAAAUUAAAAUCUUAUACAAAAUGUAAGAUUCACUGCAGUAACAAUAUGGAUAAACAUACGAUAGAAAAAUUAGAUUAAGAAAUUAUAGUUUAAAGAUAGCUUAGUUUUUUUUUUCCCUGAGCAUAAAUAUAGGUCUAUAAAUAAAAGUCACAUACAUACCAAAUUUUGAUCCACGCUUUAAAAACGCGGAAUAUAAAUAUAAAAAUCUAAUAAAAACACAUCAAAUAUAAUGUUAUGGAUGUUAAUAUAAGUAAAUUGUUCCAUUUAAACUCAUUUAGUUUAUAGUGAGACUGUUUAACUCAAUUAAACCAAGUUAGUUAUAAGAUCUUAUGUGAUUUUCCCAUCUAGAUAUAUGAAUCACUGAAUAUAUUUUAUUUUGCUAUUUUAACUAUAAGUACUUAUAUUAAUUUAUAAUAUAUAAAGUAAUUUAUAUAUUAGGUUAUUUACAUAUAUUUAAUUAUUAACAUAAUAAUUUAAUUAUGAGUUAUUUUGAUAUGUUUUAAGGAUCAUAGUAGGAAUUUUGUUUUAAUAGUAUAGAUAUUGACAAAAAAAAAACAAAUUCACACACAUACACAUAUCAAAUGGAAUUUAAUUAAUAUUUUCACAACUAUAUCUGCAUCUUUUUGAAUAAUGUGAAGAUCUAUAAUACUAGGAUAAUGUGAAGAUCUAUAAUACUAUGAGAUAUAGGCUAAAUUUUAUCAAUCUUAAUAGGAAUUUUGUUUUAGUAGUAUAGAUGUUGACAAAAAAAAACAAAUUCACACAUACACAUAUCAAAUGAUAUUUAAUUAAUGUUUUUACAACUUUAUCUACAUAUUUUUGAAUAAUGUAAAGAUCUAUAAUACUAUGAGGUUUAAGUUAAAUUUUAUCAAUCAUAAUAUGAAUUCUGUUUUAAUAGUACAGAUGUUGACAAAAAACAAAUUCACACACAUACACAUAUCAAAUGGCAUUUAAUUCAUAUUUUCACAACAUUAUCUACAUCUUUUUGAAUGUUACAAAAAAAAAAAAAAAAAAUCUACAUCUUUUUGAAUAAUGUGAAGAUCUAUAAUACUAUGAGGUUUAAGCUAAAUUUUUAACUAGUAAUUUUUUGAGUGAAAAAGUAAUUAAUGAUCCUUAAUUAGCCAUGGAUUCCAUCUUAUGGAUUCUCUAUAAAUAAUUGAAUGCACACACACGCAUAGAUAUGUCAACACAAGUAAAAAGUUGUGCAUUUGGUCUUGAAAUCGUAUAAGAUUAAUUAGAAAACAAUGUCUCAAUUGAAAAACAGAUCUUCACAAUGCUUAUGGACAAGUAAUAUUUGCAUUUUGUUAUUAUCAAUGUCGUCGAUGACUCUUGGAGCUGUCUCUAGACAUUAUGGAGAAGCUCUCACAAAGAGUCUUUUCUAUUUCGAAGCUCAACGCUCAGGAAAAUUGCCAUCAAACCAAAGAGUUAACUGGAGAGGAGACUCUGCACUUAGAGACGGUUCUGAUGCCCAUGUUGAUCUCACUGGAGGGUACUAUGACGCUGGAGACAACAUGAAGUUUGGAUUCCCAUUGGCGUUCACGACGACAAUGCUAGCAUGGAGCAGUGUUGAGAUGGCAUCGCAGCUUAAGGCUCAUAAAGAGCACAAAAACGUCCUUGCAGCUCUCAAAUGGGCCACUGACUAUCUUAUCAAAGCCCACCCAGAGCCCAAUGUUCUUUACGGACAAGUGGGAGACGGGAACUCGGACCAUGCGUGCUGGAUGAGACCCGAGGACAUGACAACUCCACGUCCUUCUUACCGCAUUGAUGCUCAGCAUCCAGGUGCUGACCUAGCAGGCGAGACAGCUGCAGCUAUGGCUGCAGCUUCUGUAGCUUUUGCGCCAUAUAACGCAGCCUAUGCCAAAAAACUCAUUAGUCACGCAAAAGAUCUAUUUGAAUUCGCCAAGGCUCACCCUGGCGUCUACCAAAGCUCCAUAUCUAACGCAGGUGGCUUCUACGCGAGCAGCGGCUACGAAGAUGAGCUAUUAUGGGCCGCGGCUUGGCUCCACCGUGCCACUAAGAAACAGAUUUAUCUCAACUAUUUAAAUGAAGCAUCUAAUACCGGAGGUUCAAGGACUGUUUUUGCAUGGGAUGAUAAGUUCGUGGGUGCACAAGUCUUGAUGGCCAAGCUUUCACUUGAAGGGAAAGUAAAUAUCAACAAGAAGAUGGAAGAGUACAAGAGUAUGGCUGAGCAGUUUAUUUGCAACUGUGCUCAAAAGGGCUCCAAUAACGUUAAGAUAACUCAGGGAGGUUUGCUUUGGUUCUUGCCGUGGAACAACCUCCAAUACACCACGGCCGCUUCCUUUGUCCUCUCUGCCUAUUCAAAGUAUCUUAAAGCCGCUAAUGCAUCCAUAAAAUGUCACGGUGGAUCUCUUCAAGCUUCUGAUCUUCGUAACCUCGCUCGUGCUCAGGUAGACUACAUACUUGGCUCAAACCCCAAGAACAUGAGCUACAUGGUUGGAUUCGGAACCAAUUAUCCUAAGAGACCACACCAUAGAGGAGCCUCUAUAGUGUCGAUCAAAAAGAACAGAACCGCUGUGGAGUGCAAUGCAGGGUUCAACGAUUGGUAUCACAGUCCUGCACCAAACCCUAACGUACUAACCGGAGCACUCGUGGGAGGACCCGACGAGAACGAUGCUUUCGGAGAUGAGAGGACUGAUUUCCAGCACAGUGAGCCUGUGCCAGCCACCGUUGCUCCAUUUGUUGGUGUUUUGGCCGCCAUUGCUUGAUUUCUCUCUCUUUUGUUUUAUAUAUAUAUCAUAAUAAAAGUCAUAGGUUGUUCAUUAACAUAGUUUUUAAAGUGGAAAAUGUAACUUCGUAAGUUUCAAAACAAAAAAAUGUAACUUGCCGUGAAAAUAAAAUAAUUAUAGAUAUUUUGAAAAUGUAACUUCUGUUAUUAAGCUCGAGAAGCAAGAAAAAAUCGGAUGUGUUUCCGUUUA